This is a messenger RNA of Gryllus bimaculatus (two-spotted cricket), 4954 nucleotides long. NCBI's taxonomy places the organism in Eukaryota, Metazoa, Arthropoda, Insecta, Orthoptera, Gryllidae. The record is from the annotation of a GenBank genome assembly.
AUAGUCAGCGGACAUUUUGUUAUUGGUCGUCGGUGACGUACUCGUUGAGUGAAACCUGAAUCGUACUUCGGAUAUUUACAAGAUAAUUUCUUGGAGAAAUAACUCUCCAAAUUUACCGUGCGUUGUGUAUGUUGAGGUGUAUGUGUAGCAGAUUGUACGGUCCCAUUUUCAUGCAGUGUGUGUGAAGUAUAUUCUAGUAGUAGGUUUCUGAAAUAAGUUUUGGGCGCCAAACGCCGUGGAACAACUCAAAUUUCCAGAAUGGCGUGCACCCUUGCCAUAUCCAAUGUUGAGAGUUUGUUGUUGGAUCUACAUGUAACAGAAGAGGAUCCUGGAUCACAUUUAGAUGAUGAUGUAGUCGACGAACCUCUUGAUGAACAGCAAGAGGCUUGGUAUCAAAAAAGUGAGGCAGAAUAUGAGGAUGUUCUCAGACAGCUGGAUGCUUACAGUGAGGUGGGAGAAGUCGUGGCCCAAACUGAUUCUGUUUUGGCCAUGUGUGUCACUGCUGACAGCCCAGAAGUGCAAACAGUACUUCCAUCUGUACCAACAGUGGCCACCACACCUGCGUUAACUCCUGUAAUAACCAGCGUGACGACGACCAGAGCAGUUCAGCCACUUCCUCCAACACAACCGCAGACCAAGACACAAACACCUUCAACAGCAGCAUCAGCAGCAGCAGCAACAACAGCAGCAGUUGCAUCGGCAGCAUCAUCAACAUCAUCAUCAGCUCCUCAACCAUCUCAGCAGGCAUUGGUCUCUGCUCAACCGUCUCAACCUCCAAUGCGUGUGCAAAGUAUGUCAUCAGGCGGAGUUAUUUUACAAAGCCCCAGCACAGUGCCUGUCAGUCGACCUUCAAAUAAUGCUGCACAGCCCCCUCCGGGGACUUAUCAGUUAGUGAUGGAUCCUCGAGUUGGUGGUUUUUUUGUGGGGCCAGUUUCAGCCACAGGUGUUCCAGCGCCAGGUACUCCAUACAGAGGUCCUGUGCCGACCAGUAUCACCAAAAACUCUCCUAGAACCCAACCAAUAGCUGCUGCUCCGCCUGCCAAGAACAUUUUAUUACCUCAACCUACUUCUCCUGCAGUUUUAAUGCCAAAGGCACCAAACAAGAUAACAACUUGGGCCCCAACUGCACCAGCGAGCACUUCAGCUAGCCCAGGUGCUGGCGUAUCUGUUAGAGCCCCAAGAGGAAGGCCUCCAAAGCCAGCUAUCAAUGUUGUUUCGGCAGCCCGGAAUAUUACACCUGGCGCAAUUCUGCCCACUGGAGGCGGAGCAAAUCCAAUCCACCCAUCCAUGCACCAGUUUCGAGCAGGAGUACCACCGUCUGGGAUCCGAACCGGUUCCAUUGUUAAUGGUCCCGGAAUUGCCGUAAAUAAUGGUGCAAGAAUUUUACGCGCCGCUCCUAUUCCCGCUGAUUCCCGUGAAGUGAACUUCAAUAAACUGGGGGUGGGUAAAACCUUUCCCUCAUUGGUUGUGGUGGCUAAACCCAUCAUGAGAAUGAAGGACUUCAGCUCUUCUACUAUUUCGAGAGACCGGACGGAACUGGACCAACAAGUUAAAGUAUUACUUCAAAAUUCCAUGACCAAACUUACUGAAUGGCUUAUCCAACAGGGACUUGUUCGAUCAUCACAGACUUGUCAAUCACAUCGUUCAGCUACUACUGGUGAACCUGUUAAUCUUAAACUUGGAAUGUAUUCAGAUGUGUCUAAGUUUCCUCAUUCUGGUGGUUAUGUUUGGAUUUGUGAAUUUUGUCCUACACAGUUGUUUGUAUCGGUAUUUAGUGGUUCUAUAUUUGAAGGUGCUCCUCAUCCACCUCUGGUCCUCAUGAAACUUAUAUAUCAUUGGGCAUGUCAGACAACUGCUAGCAAUAUUGUAUCAUGGGUGAAGGUUGAAAGCUUUUAUGUGAAAAUGUUUUUCGCUCAGAUGCGAGCUGUCUGUACUGCAGCAGUUCAUGAAAGUUAUGACUUGAUGGGUGGUCCAAACAAGAGAGUGGAGGUGGGUGUAAUUAGUCUCGGAACUGCUGCUCAAGAUGGAAGUACCCGUAAUGUCAAAGUAGAAGUUCUUGGUGUAAUGGAUCCAGAUAAUAAAUUAGUUCGCCUAAGAGCCAUUGAACCAUUACAGGAAGGUGAAAAAAAUUAUAAGAGGAGGUUUGUCAAAAUUUUGGAGCCUUUAGCCAAAUGGGUCCACAAAAAAUCUACCAUCCUGACAGACUUUACUGUUGACAAAGGAACUCUGCACCAUAUGGGCUUUAAUACGGUUUUGCAAGUUUCAGUCAACCCUGAUACUCCCCCAGAUAAAAUACCAAAGCACUCUAAUAUUAAUGUAAUGAACUACCUCAGAAGGGUUGUGCCUCGAAUGUUCCAGAAUGCUCUGUCACUUCUGAGUCGACAGAUAAUACAGCAAUUUUUGGAUGAAUUGGUUUGGCGUGAACGGUGGGGGCCUGUGCCUUCUCAAGCAUAUAAUAAUAUUAUUAAGCAUAUAGCAGAUCAAACCAGGGCAAACACAGGAACGAGUUUGCUUCGGAGAUUGGGAAAAAUCUCGGAUGAUCCGUUCAGAGACUGGAAGUAUUCUGCAGAGGAAGAUAUACAAGUUGUAGAAAACAUUCCAAAGAAAACCUUUGCUCCUCUUGCUCCAGUCCCCCCUCCUCUCGCUGUUCCAGUCAUUCAAGCAGGCCCAUCAGUUUCUGCAGUUCCAUCAGUCUCUGCUAAUCCAGCUGUUCCAGUUGGCUCAGCUGUUCCGGCCAACCCAGCAGCCCCUUUGCCGCCUCCUGCUCCAGGUUUAGCAGCUACUCCCCCUGCUAGUGGCACUGCUGCUGCUCCAUCACCACCAGAUAUUUUGAGACCAAGCAUUGACAUGCUACCGCUUAGUAUUCAAGAGAUUGAUUCAAGUGAGAUGUUACCUGGCUCACCGGGAAGCACUGUUUCAAGGAGAGGUCGAAAACGAGCUGCUGAGCCUCUGUCAGCAUCUCUAGAGCGUCCACGGAAACGAACAGCAGAAUCUACAGUGAAGAAAUCUGGCCCUUCGUAUUCCACACUGGUAGUUGGCACUCAGUUGGCAACUUCUUUGCAAGCUUAUUAUUAUGGAACUUUAGAAGGUGAUCCAGUUGCCAUGAAUGAAGAGAAGAAGGAACUUCCUGUUCUGAAGUGCAGUGUUUGUGUUAAAAAAUUUAACAAUAACAUACAGCUUAUGAAGCAUCUUAUUCUUCAUGCACAAUUUUCUCAGUUCUCUACAGAACUAAGCGAUGUUACCCAAUGUAAAUAUUGUUUGAAAACAUUCCCAACACCAUUUUCAAUGCAGACGCAUUUAGAAGAGGUUCAUUUAACAACAGGCAAUAACGAUAUGUGUAUGAUAUGCACAGAGAAAUUCAAAGAUACUUCUGCAUUAAUCCAGCAUAUGCAUCGCACUCAUGUUGCAUUGGAAAUGCCUUAUGUGUGUAAUGUUUGUCAAUUUCGUUCUUCGAUUCAUCGUGAUGUUAUUGAUCAUUUCUAUGAGGUACACAAUCACGGAGAAAAGAUGCAGUGCCCAUUCUGUUUAAAAACUGUAGCAGUUUGUGCAAAUGGCCGCCGUUUAGGAUCCAACAUUAGUUUUUUCCUUACACACAUCCAAAAGCAUCAGCGCCGAUACAUAACAAAGAAAUGCACACGAUGCGCUCUGUGGUUUGUUAAUAAAUGGGCCAUAAGAGAACAUUUGCAACGUGAUCAUGUGAGCUUUAAGGAUGUUGCAGCGGUUAAACCAGCGUUUCCAGACAUUGGGGAAGGAAUCAAAAUGCCUCUGCCUCCAGCAGAAUUAGGCCCAAGUGCCACUCUAAGUGCAGUUCGUCGUGGUCCAGGUUUCCCAAAUCGAGGAUGCCAAAGUACCACAUAUUUGCUGCCUACACUAAUGCUGGACAACAGUAUCAGUGAAUACCUCUGUGUAGAAUGCAAAGAAGAAAUGUCCGAAUCUCAUUUCCCUGGUUACUCUAUGUGUUCACGAUGUCGGUUUGCAACAUGUUGUUCUACCAAUCUGAAGGAACAUAUGAAAACAUUCCAUGAAAUUGAAGACAAACCAGUCUUUGACUUCAGUGCACCAAUUCGGUUGCCUGAACCAUUACACUGUGUGUGUGGAUAUAAUUCAAAUAGUGGAAAUCGUCUAGCAAAACAUCUGGCUCUUUGUGAUAGGAAAAGUGCAUAUCCAAGUGCAGCAAAAGCAAAAGCUGCAACAGUUCAAUCUGCAUCAUUCCCUCCUCUAGUGACAUUGGAUGAUGUUGACAACAAUGGUGAAGAUGCUAGUGAUAAGUGGUUAAAAGCCUUUGUUCCUGUUCGCCGUGAUGAUUCUGAAAGCAGUAGAGAUGUACCUGACAAAAAGUCUACAGGAGCCGACACUCACAGUAUGCUGAAUGUAUUGGGGCUCGUGAGAAAGCCUUCUACUGAUGAUUCAAGCCUGGACAAGGCCCCUUCAGACAAGGAAGAUUCAACUGAAGCACCCGUAACAGCCAGUGCUUGAAAACACAGUUUGAAGAUCUAGUAAGAAAACUUCAUCAGUCUUGUAUGAUUAGCUGCAUGGACUCAACUAGGAACAAAAGCUUCAAGAGUAGUGUUUGGCCCAAGCAUUGAAAACUCUUAAAUUAUGAGAAUGUGCAGUGGAGUUUAUGAUUACCAGAAAUGAAGUAUGAUAGGUCAGCUUCAUAUCAGCAAUGUGUGUGUGUGUGUGUAUUGGAAUGAAGAGUGAAUAAAAUUCAAGGAUUUUCUAACAUGCAUCAAAAAUCACUUGUUAAAUAAUUUGAAUUGCGCGGAAGUUAUUGUUUGAUAGUAAUGUUUAUAUUUUUAGUAUGCAUUGCAGCCAAAAUUGUCAAGAUUCAAUAAAGUAUGUGUGUGAUGUAUUUGCAUUUAUUAAUUGAUAGUGAUAUUCGGAAUUCAAAUUAGUGGGUUUUGCAUUUUUUCAGAAAGAUUCCUAAUAAAGAAUGUGUUGUGUUGAAUUGAAA